This is a messenger RNA of Drosophila eugracilis, 762 nucleotides long. It is a transcript of the gene GstE6, whose product is annotated as glutathione S-transferase 1. NCBI's taxonomy places the organism in Eukaryota, Metazoa, Arthropoda, Insecta, Diptera, Drosophilidae. Bases 40 to 708 code for a protein of 222 amino acids. Gene Ontology annotation, molecular function: glutathione transferase activity. Gene Ontology annotation, biological process: glutathione metabolic process. The record is from RefSeq and is a predicted model, not a curated record. The transcript has a single exon.
UCCAUGGAUCAGUAGUGAACGAGACCCCACGGCGAAAAGAUGGUUAAAUUAACUUUAUACGGUUUGGAUCCCAGCCCUCCAGUUCGGGCUGUAAAACUCACUUUGGCUGCUCUAAACCUGUCCUACGAAUAUGUAAAUGUUAAUAUCUUGGGCCGAGAACAACUUUCGGCGGCCUACUUGGAGAAGAACCCGCAGCACACGGUGCCCACUUUGGAAGACGAUGGUCACUUCAUCUGGGAUUCGCAUGCGAUCAUUGCCUAUUUGGUCUCCAAAUACGCUGAUACCGAUACCCUUUACCCAAAGGAUCUCCUUCAGCGAGCUGUUGUAGAUCAACGACUGCACUUUGAAUCCGGAGUAGUCUUCGCCAAUGCUCUUAGGGCCAUUACCAAGCCAGUGCUCUUCUUCAAGCAGACUAAAGUACCCAAGGAGCGUUACGAUGCUAUCAUCGAUGUCUAUGACUUCGCAGAGACCUUCCUUAAGGGUCAGGAUUACAUAGCUGGAAAUCACCUGACUAUUGCUGACUUCAGUCUGGUUACUUCUAUAACUUCCUUGGUGGCUUUUGUGGACUUGGAUCCGGUUAAGUACGGAAACAUUACUGCUUGGAUCAAAAGGUUGGAGGAGCUUCCUUACUACGAGGAGGCCAAUGCCAAGGGUGCCAGGCAAUUCGUGUCCGUUAUCAAGAACACCAGUUUCACCUUUGAAAACUAAUAUAUGGAUUAUGUAAUUCAAUAACUUGACAAUAAAAUCGUUUUAUAAAAAGUA